GAAGCGGCGCCUGGCAACACUGAGGAAGAAGAAGAGGAAGGAGGAAGAGGACGAGUGGAUUUGCGUGCGUGUUUGUGUUACUUUUCUUCCCUCUACCGUGUUUAUUAGUGCCGGAAUAACUCCUUUGUGCCGUCCACGAUGAGCGAAGACAACACAGAAAUCAAAGGAGAAGCUGAGGUGGACCUAAUGGAGGAGCUGCUUGACUCUGCAGAGAAUUUUGAUGACGAGCUCAAUGAUGUUGCUGAUGAUAAAUCCAAUAAACGACGAAAAAAAGCUGGAGAAACAAAGGAUGCUGCAGCAAAAUUGAAAAAAGAAGAACUAAAGGAGGCAUCAGUCAAGAGAGCAAAGCUAAAGGAGAAGCAGGAAGCUCUUCGGAUGAAAAGGGAGAAUAAAAAGAAGGCAAAACCUGUCAAGAAGGAGAUUGAGGGUGAAGAAGGAGACAAAGCAGCAGAGGGUGAUGGAGACAUGGAGUUUGACACACGAAGUGAAGCUUCUUCUGAUCACCAACUUUCUGAUGAUGAGCCCUCCAUGAGUGAUGCCUCCAGGACAUCCUCCAUCUCAAGGGAAUCAUCAGUUGAGAAAGAGGAGAUAGAAGAGAAGGAAGAGAUCAGAAACAGAAAACGCAGUGCAUCUGAGGCCUCCCUUAAAAGUGUUGAGGACCAUCCCAUGAAGAAUGUAAAAGAACAUCCUAUAAAGAAGAAAUAUGACUACAUUACAAAAAUAAACUACAUGUUCCGUGAUGCCAGAUUCUUCCUCAUGAAAUCAAACAAUGCUGACAACAUCUCUCUCUCCAAGACAAAAGGGGUGUGGUCCACUCCUCCACAGAAUGAAGCUAAGCUAAAUCAAGCCUUCAGGGAAGCCAGAAAUGUAAUUCUGAUAUUUUCCAUCAAAGAAAGUGGACGAUUUUGUGGAUUUGCACGACUCGCCGGGGAAUCACGAAGAGAUUUGCCCCCGGUCACCUGGGUCUUGCCACCGGGGCUUUCUGCACGGGCUCUUGGUGGAAUAUUUGAGCUUGAUUGGGUAUCCAGGAGAGAUUUGUCUUUCACCAAAACUCAGCACCUCUACAACCCCUGGAAUGAGGGAAAACCAGUGAAGAUUGGCAGAGAUGGUCAGGAAAUAGAACCACGUGUAGCAGAGGAGCUGUGUCGCUUAUUUCCUAAAGAUGAAGGAAUAAAUCUCACGCCAGUUUUGCACAAGAGUAAACGUGCAUCAAGAGUGGCCCGUGCCAGGGGUCCACUCCGCCGGCCUCUACAGUCACCAGGAGACCGCCGGGGCCGCCCAAGAGAACGUGGAAGCUUCAGAGGCCGUGGGGACGUUGGCUUCAGCCGUGGAGCUGGACGGCGCAGACGGUUUGAGGGAGAGGACUACGGGCCGCGGAUGAAGAGACUACGGGGACCACCGAGCUUCAGAGGCAGAGCAGAGAAACCAGGACUAGCUAUUCCAGUGCCGGCAUAUCCACGGGAGCGAAUGAGAGAGCGCUCCCCUGUAUACCGAAGUGUUCCUCGUCGAGAGGGUUCUUCAUAUAAUGGAACAAGCAGCCAUAAGCUGACCUACCAGGACUUCAUGAGGGAGAUGAGGGACUUCCACACACGUGCACCGAGUAACCUGCCACCAAUGGCCUUUCCUCCACCACCACCAUUUGAUCCCAUCGGGCCACCUCGGUACUAUGAUGGACCACCUCUGCCUGACUACCCGGCUGCUCGUUCUCGCUCAGAGAAACGACCAUCAAGUGAUAUUCAAAUUGUCCCUUUCCAGCCAUAUGACCGCAGUGUAGACGAGUUCCUGCAGAGAACGAGAGAAAGACGAGACAGAAGCCGGGAGCGAAGGUACCGAGAACGCAGAUAAUUUGAGUAAUACACGUUUUCCACCCGAGCUAAUAAAAAUGCUUUAAACGAAGUGGAAUAUUUAUAAGGAAGGAGAUUAUGCUUAAGUUACAAUUCAGCAACAAUUUUGAAGUAUUUCAGGUGAGUUUCAAAGCAUAGUGGUGUGGAGUAUAUGAUGAUUAAUAUAGAACUUGGAUUUCAGUGCAUUUUUAUAUGAUCACUAAAGCCAGUGUAUAUUGUGAAAACCUCUUGGACUUUGGUUCCUCAAUGUGCACAGUCACACAGACUGAAUCUAGUCUGGCAAGUGCAAUAAUCAAAAUAAUGCAUAUAUUUUUCUGAUAUAAUUUGCAUCAGUAUAUUAAUGCUAUUUCACCAGUAAAGGAAGAGAACAAUCUACCUAGGAGAGGCAAAAGGGAGAAUAGAAGUGUUACAUUUUCCAGCGGUGAAUCAUUGUCAGAAGUGAAGUAAGGACUUGCUCCUCCUGUCUAAUAUCAUAACAUGUAAGCAGAAAACAUUACACUACAGUAUUUAUUAGUUCAACAAUAUAGCCUGUGUUUAUGAUGUUUAAUGUAAUUGAUCCAUUCCAGAAAUUUCAUGUUUUGUUUGGUCAUUCUUUUUUAUGAAAUAAAGAAACAAGGACUUUUGUGACAAUUUCAGAGAUGAAAAAUAUUUUGUCAUUGAGAAUAUUGAAUUAACUGUUAUUGGAGUUUUUGAGAGUAAGGUGCCACUUUCAGCAGUGGUGUUACAUAAGUCUAGUCUUCAGGCCAGACUAGUCCAGUAUCUAUAAAGACCAACACUUUUCGAAUAUCAUGUAAAGAAUAUGUACAUAUGAUUAAACACUUAGAAAUGACCAUUUAAAUAACAUGGAAUGCUUCUGAAGUGUAUUUUGGACAGCUACCUCACUUCAUUUACCUCCAGCAAGUGAGUUGCAGCAUAGAGUUCUUAGCUGGCUUUAGAUAAGAGGUAAUUUUAACCUGUAUAUUUUAUACUCCCCCUUUUUACUGCAAAGACAUGACCCUCUCCGGUUAUCAUUAAGAAUAGAUAUUUGUUUAUUUCUCAUCAUCAGUGUAUUACAAGGCAAUACUUUAAUACAGCUGUAAUAUAAAUGAUUCUGCAACUACCUGUAAAUAGAUGUUUAGGGCUACUUAAGCCAUCUAAGCACAUAUACCUUUUAUUUUCAUACAUGUUCCCCUCAAUUGUUACAACCCUAUUUUUAUAAUGUAAAGUCAGCAGCAUUGUAAAGAUGUGUCAUUAUUUAUCUCAACAUACUUUAGGCACUACUUUAGUAGCACCUUUCUUGUGUAAAUAUUACUGUUUUGUAAAAUGGAAAUACAAACUCCAAUUUCAUGGAACCCAUGGAUAACUAGAUGCUAGCUACAUCAGGUGUAGAUAUCCAUGAAAGGUAAUGGAUAUCUUCUCUUAAUAAUUUGGAAUUACUAUCAUUAUUAUUUUACUUAUUUAUUUACUCUAUUAAAAAUACAUUCUGUAUUCCAUUGCAUGUAACAACAUGCAAUAGAAUUCACAAAUGUGUAUUGUGCUCCUAAAAAUGGCAUUGCUCCUACAGUACAAGAGGAUGAGGUUAGAUCUCCACUACACCUCCCCAUAACUAUUUGUACAUAUAGUUCUCAUCAGAAUGGUCACAAUACUUUUUUGACUCCCCAACCUACCUCUGUAGAAAACUGUGUCCUGAUGAUGAUGAUUGCUACUGUUAUUAUAUUUUAUUAUUACUAUUGGCCAUAUCAAGGCAGGCUGAGUCAACCCAACCAAUAUUCUAAGCACCUGCGUGUUGGCUACCUCACCCACACGGAGGUGGGCGAGGUAGCUGGAGAUGUCGCCAGCAUGGUUCAGAGACUGGGAAGGUUAUCAUUAUUACUAUUAUUAUUGCUUCAAAAUGAAAUAUGUAUUUGUCCAUACUGGUGACAUUUAUAAACAACUUUGUCAGAAUUAACUGGAAUCACAACAGUAACCCUGUGUCAUUGCCUCAAGACUCCCUAGAAUAAAAUUCUACUUUUUUUUCCUCACUUGGGUUCCAAGAAAUGUGUAUGAGUUUGAUUUCAUUUUUCUCAAGGGUGUUGCAAAACUGUACAAUAUACUAUGUGGAAUAGAUGCCAAGGUAGUUAUUACUUACCAAAUAAACUUGUCACUGAUUUGUGAAAGUAGUAUGAAUUUAGUAAAAACUUUGUUUCCCCACGUCAUAAUCUGCAAAAUUGUAAAGGUUACAUGUAAAACUUAGAGGAGGUCAUAUUCUGGAAGAUGUCCUGUAAUCCUUAUUUCUCACAUCUAUAAUUUGAAUUCUUUUAUUUGCAAUAAAGCUUGACUGUUAAGACAAAGACCAGCAGAGAAAAAGAGAAUAAUUUCACUGACUACUGUCAUGUUUCUCAGCAUCAAUAGCUAUCACAUGAAGGUUUAAAUCAUGUCAAGGCUAGAAUGCUAUGGACAAGUGACCUGCUGAGUUACAAGAGACUGCUCCCUCUGACUAAGAUACUUAUGUGUCAGGGUUGAACUCAACUGUUAAAAAUCAACUAACAUGUCACAUAGCCACCCAUUUCUCACUACCCAUGGCAUUCAUGGUAAAUCCUUGCUUUAAUAAACCAGUUCUUAUGUGACAUGAUCUAGCUGACACAUGGUUCUUCCCAUACCAGCUGAGACAAUGGACUCAUCUAGCAACUUGAGUGAAAUCUUAGGCAAUAAUAUUUAAUAAAGGUGUACUUCAGCUCUGCACUCAGCCCUGCCAAACAUGAGAUGGAGGUGAGUGUUCUAAAUAUUGUUUCGACAGAAAAAGAAGGGAUUAGGAUGUUCUGUUGCUAAAGGAUGGUCAUUAUUUGAAUUCUGUAUUCUCAAAUGUGCCUGCCUUUACAGAUGUUCAUAAACAGGCUCAGUUAACUGUUAGUAGGUGAUUACAACUAAAUAUCACUUUCAAGAGAUGGUGUCAUAUUAUGUCAUGAAGAUCAUGCAUCAAUGCAUCAUUUUAUUAACCCAAAUCAUUAGUACAGACAUGGACAAAUCAGGUAACAAAAUGGUCUUCAGUAGACAAUCCCAGCCUGCCACUUACGAAUCUGCUCUAUCCACCAAUGGUUACAUCAAAUUGCAUGUAAUGUAUGAUAAAAAAUAAAAAAAGUUAUGAUCAUACAAGUAUUUUGUGAAAGUGACCCCCUGAGAGGCAUGAACCUCCUUCAGAGGGGGCUUGAAGAAAUGUUGAUAUGUGCUAAAUAAGUUUAUGGGAAGGAUUGUGCUGUAUAUAAAUUAUCAAAUGCAAACUGCUAAACCAACAAAAUUACUCAUCAAUGAGAUUCUUGAGUGCAUGCAAGGCCACAUCCAUGGUAAACAUGCUGUAGUGCUACAUGAAGGUAUGUUAUAAAUUGCAUUAUUUAUAUCUUCUGUUUACCAAUGACUUGCAUAUAAAUUUACAACUGAC
Molecule: messenger RNA, 5238 nt
Organism: Eriocheir sinensis (Chinese mitten crab)
Lineage: Eukaryota; Metazoa; Arthropoda; Malacostraca; Decapoda; Varunidae
Gene: Ythdc1
Product: YTH domain-containing protein 1-like
Exons: 14
Coding region: 139-1845 (568 amino acids)
Biological process (GO): regulation of alternative mRNA splicing, via spliceosome; mRNA splicing, via spliceosome
Cellular component (GO): nucleoplasm
Molecular function (GO): N6-methyladenosine-containing RNA reader activity; mRNA binding
Source: RefSeq, a predicted model, not a curated record